Molecule: messenger RNA, 4064 nt
Organism: Panthera uncia (snow leopard)
Lineage: Eukaryota; Metazoa; Chordata; Mammalia; Carnivora; Felidae
Gene: PDE10A
Product: phosphodiesterase 10A
Exons: 23
Coding region: 656-3022 (788 amino acids)
Biological process (GO): negative regulation of receptor guanylyl cyclase signaling pathway; signal transduction
Molecular function (GO): protein binding; 3',5'-cGMP-stimulated cyclic-nucleotide phosphodiesterase activity
Source: RefSeq, a predicted model, not a curated record
AGGCAGCCGCGGAGAGUCGUUCCUGAGAGCACAUGCACCCCCAGAUGCCCAGUGUGCGCGGCACACGGGCUGGCACACGCGCGCGCGCACACACACACGCACACACACGCGCGCACACUCGCACUCCUGUUCUGCAUAGAUGUGUGGGUCCAAACUUGCGGCAGCACCGAGAGAAUGGGCUGAGAUGGACCGGUCCUCCUUGGCGCCUGGAGGGCUCAGCGCGGCUUCCCUCGACACCCCCAGAUGGAAGGGAGGGAAAGAAGACCGCGACACCCCGGUUAGAGUUGUCCCCCCUUUUCUGAGAAGAUCGGCGCGAAAGCCGGGGUGCCCGAAGCCUUUGGAAUAUGCCUGCUUGGCGGAGCCGAAGCGAGCGUUCUUGGAGAGGUCCCGAACUUGGGCCACCGGCCUCGCCUGGCAACUCGUUUUGCGCAGUUUUCGUCGGAGCCCCGGACCCGCCGCGCUCCUGGCCGGCUGGCGCCGCCACCCCCACCUUUUCCCUCUCCCUUUUUCAAAGGCACGAACUUGAAAUGAAGCGGAGACCAGGUCCGCGCCUCAGCACACUUUGGCGGCCAGCUGUCUUCCCUUCACACUGAGGAGUGGGAGCAAAGGACCGACUUUGCCGACUCUGAGGAGCAGUGUGGACACCUGGGCGCAGAUGGGCGAUGACCCAGCGGAAGGCAGCUUGGAGCCCUGCAAGGCAACAGGUCUGACAGAUGAAAAAGUGAAGGCGUAUCUUUCCCUUCAUCCCCAGGUGUUGGAUGAGUUUGUAUCUGAAAGUGUUAGUGCCGAGACCGUAGAAAAAUGGCUCAAGAGGAAAAACAACAAACCAGAAGAUGAAUCGGCUCCUAAGGAAGUCAGCAGGUACCAAGAUACGAAUAUGCAGGGAGUUGUGUAUGAAUUAAACAGCUACAUCGAACAGCGAUUAGAUACAGGAGGAGACAAUCAGUUACUCCUUUAUGAAUUGAGCAGCAUCAUUAAAAUAGCCACAAAAGCUGACGGAUUUGCACUGUAUUUCCUUGGAGAGUGCAAUAACAGUCUGUGUGUGUUCACCCCCCCCGGAAUCAAAGAAGGGAAACCCCGGCUCAUCCCUGCCGGGCCCAUCGCCCAGGGCACCACCAUCUCUGCCUACGUGGCCAAAUCCAGAAAAACGUUGCUCGUGGAAGACAUCCUUGGGGAUGAACGAUUUCCAAGAGGUACUGGCCUGGAGUCUGGGACUCGUAUACAGUCUGUUCUUUGUUUACCAAUUGUCACUGCAAUCGGUGAUUUGAUUGGCAUCCUUGAGCUGUAUCGGCACUGGGGCAAAGAAGCCUUCUGUAUGAGUCAUCAGGAGGUCGCGACAGCAAAUCUUGCCUGGGCUUCAGUAGCCAUCCAUCAGGUGCAGGUGUGCAGAGGCCUUGCCAAGCAGACCGAAUUGAAUGACUUCCUCCUUGACGUAUCCAAGACAUAUUUUGAUAACAUAGUCGCAAUAGACUCUCUACUUGAACACAUAAUGAUAUAUGCAAAAAAUCUGGUGAAUGCCGACCGUUGUGCACUUUUCCAGGUAGACCAUAAGAACAAGGAGUUAUAUUCAGACCUUUUUGAUAUCGGAGAGGAAAAGGAAGGAAAACCUGUCUUCAAGAAGACCAAAGAAAUCAGAUUUUCAAUUGAGAAAGGGAUUGCUGGUCAGGUAGCAAGAACAGGGGAAGUCCUGAACAUUCCAGAUGCCUAUGCAGACCCACGCUUCAACAGGGAAGUGGACUUGUACACGGGCUACACCACGCGGAACAUACUGUGCAUGCCCAUCGUGAGUCGGGGGAGUGUCAUAGGCGUGGUGCAGAUGGUCAACAAACUGAGCGGUAGUGCCUUCUCGAAAACGGACGAGAACAACUUCAAGAUGUUUGCUGUCUUCUGUGCGUUAGCCCUACACUGUGCCAAUAUGUAUCACAGGAUCCGACAUUCCGAGUGCAUUUACCGGGUGACAAUGGAGAAGCUGUCCUACCACAGCAUCUGCACCGCGGAAGAGUGGCAAGGCCUCAUGCACUUUAACCUCCCGGUGCGCCUCUGCAAGGAGAUCGAAUUAUUCCACUUUGACAUUGGUCCUUUUGAAAACAUGUGGCCUGGGAUUUUUGUCUACAUGGUCCAUCGGUCCUGUGGGACAUCCUGCUUCGAGCUCGAAAAGUUGUGUCGUUUCAUCAUGUCCGUGAAGAAGAACUACCGGCGGGUUCCUUACCACAACUGGAAACACGCGGUCACCGUGGCGCACUGCAUGUAUGCCAUACUCCAGAACAACCACGGGCUUUUCACCGACCUGGAGCGCAAAGGACUGCUAAUUGCGUGCCUGUGUCACGACCUGGACCACAGGGGCUUCAGUAACAGCUACCUGCAGAAAUUUGAUCACCCCCUGGCCGCCCUCUACUCUACGUCCACCAUGGAACAGCACCACUUCUCCCAGACGGUGUCCAUCCUGCAGCUGGAAGGGCACAAUAUCUUCUCCACCCUCAGCUCCAGUGAAUACGAACAGGUGCUUGAGAUCAUCCGUAAAGCCAUCAUUGCCACAGACCUCGCUUUGUACUUUGGAAACAGGAAGCAGCUGGAGGAGAUGUACCAGACCGGAUCGCUAAACCUUAAUAAUCAAUCACAUAGAGACCGUGUCAUUGGUUUGAUGAUGACCGCCUGUGAUCUUUGUUCCGUAACAAAACUGUGGCCGGUUACAAAACUGACAGCAAAUGAUAUAUAUGCAGAAUUCUGGGCUGAGGGUGACGAGAUGAAGAAGCUGGGAAUACAGCCCAUCCCCAUGAUGGACAGAGACAAGAAGGACGAGGUCCCACAGGGCCAGCUGGGCUUCUACAACGCCGUGGCCAUCCCCUGCUAUACCACCCUCACGCAGAUCUUCCCGCCCACGGAGCCUCUCCUGCAGGCGUGCAGGAAUAACCUGAGCCAGUGGGAGAAGGUGAUCCGAGGGGAGGAGAGUGCCGUGUGGGUCUCGUCCCAGCCGGGGGCCCACGAGCCAUCCGAGAAGCUGCCAGUGAAGAUGGGGGACUGACCGCUCCGCGACCAGCUGUCCCACCUGAAGACGCCCGUCCUGCUUCUUUGACUUUUCUUCCUUUUAUUUUUGGGGGGGGGAACCUACACCUGGUAACUAGGCUGCAGACCUCUUCGACAAGGUGACAUCGGGAAACACGGCAAGCGGAUGACUCCCCGCCAGUCUCGUCUGUAACGCAUCGUAGACGGUGACCAACCAGGACCACCCCGGGGCCAGAUCGGCUGUCCACGUGACCCCGUUUGACCUGUGAACUGGCCUUUUCUAAUAGGCACAUAUUGCUGAGGCCUUAAUGGGAUAGGACAACAAUCAUUCAGAAGGGGGUACUUUUCCAUUGUAUCUUUCUAGUGAGGGGUUAAAAUGGUACUACUCUGAUAUUGUACUUUGGCUCUAACACCAAUGUUGCUUUGACGUUGUUGGUUCUAAAUAGGAAUUUUUACAUAUUACUGUUGUGAAUGUUUGUGUGUGACCUACUUGUAAUUAGCGUGCAGUGUAGCAGACGGCCUCAGGACAAGCGUCAUUGAGGGGACAGCGUAAGAAGUGUCUUUCUGCAAUCAGUGAUGGACAGUAGUCAGAUUCCUGUUUCAGAGCCUCGUGAAUUAAAAGUUAGGUGGACGAAAGUGUGUUCUUUAGGUUUAUACUGAAGGGCUUAGAUGAAUAGGUCGAACACUGAAUGAGGUGGACUUUCUGUCCUGAGAAAAGAGGCAAGUAUACACCAUAACAAAUCUCCGAACCACAAGUAUCCACCAAAAAACGGCAAAGAAUAUUUUUUAGUUGGUGUUGUUUUUUUUUUCCCAUCAUUGUAGGCAAAUUUUCUAAACCCUUUGCAUAAAGAACAAAACAAAAGCCAAGCAUAUGAGUCUUUCUUAACAGACAGGUCUUAGGGGAUGUAAAAUGUGAAUUUUAAUAAUGAUUUCUUUAUAUUUUCACUUGGUGUCAUUGCAAAAUUUGAGACUCACACUCAAAAUGAGAGGUUUCUUCUACGAAUUCUUUCAUUAAAAUACCAUACGUUUCUCUUAAAAUCACAUUAAACCGUGAAAUUUAA